AUGGUGUAUCAUGGUUCCAAAAAAUUGGAUAGAGGGACAAGGUCCGCAUCUGAAUUAGAAGCACUUAGAGUGCAGUGGGAGCUUCAAAAAAGCCUUCACGAGCAACUUGAGGCGUAUUACUCCCUCCUCAUAUGCCUGCCUCCGUUAUCCUUUCAAAGGGAGUUGCAGCAACGAGCUAAAGAGAAUGCACGACAGCUGCAAAAGUUGCUGGAGGAACAAAAGAAAGUGGGAGAAGCACUCAUGCUUGCAAGCCAAUCAUCAUUUUCUACAAUAAAUCCGGCAACCACUGAUGGUCCCUCAUCUUCUCGUCUAGAUUUGGUUAAGGGUCAGUUAAAUAACAGUGAUGCAUCAUUGAGAUUAUCACCACCUUCUUCGAAGAAAUCAAGGGUCGAACUAGGGACACCAACGCUUAGGUAUUGA
Papaver somniferum (opium poppy) is the source of this 420-nucleotide messenger RNA. Its product is annotated as protein PHOSPHATE STARVATION RESPONSE 3-like. NCBI's taxonomy places the organism in Eukaryota, Viridiplantae, Streptophyta, Magnoliopsida, Ranunculales, Papaveraceae. The coding region runs from base 1 to 420 and encodes 139 amino acids. The transcript is spliced from 3 exons. The record is from RefSeq and is a predicted model, not a curated record.